CGACUUCACAGCAAUGUUCACGUGAGCAGUUGAAAGUCAACCAGCGUCGCCCUCCUCAGCUUCUUGAAUUAAUGUUGGCUCCAACUGCGCUGAGAAUUCAUCCGUAGAUUCUCUCUUCCCCAUCUCAUCUCCUCUUCAGUCAUGGAUCGUGAAGCAGUGAUCGAGUUCCUUGCGCAAGUCCCACUGCUGCAGAGGCUCCCCAGUUCUUCUCUCCGAAAGAUCUCCGAACUCGUCAAGGUCGAGCGUUACGAUACUGGUGAAUAUGUUGUACGCGAGGGGGAGUUUGGGGAGGGAAUGUACUUUAUUUUGGAGGGCAAGGCUGAAGUUUCUGGGUCUGUAAAUACAGAGGAUGGCGAGCUUCAAUUGAAGAAAUAUGACUAUUUUGGUGGUACUGAUGGUUCUGUCCACCCAGUCAAUGUAAUUGCAUUAUCGAAGCUCACAUGUAUAGUGCUGGAGCAUGGACAUAGAAAUAUGUUGCAGCCUCAAUCAAUAUGGAAUGCGGAGGGAAUACCCAAAGACUUCGCGCUGGUGGAGCAGAUAUUGCACUUGGAGUCAUUAGAAGUCAAUUUAUUUCGUGCAUUUACUGUGCCAGAUUCUCCAAAUUUUCAACCAGUUUAUGGAGGACAAUUAAUUGGACAGGCACUGGCAGCAGCAUCGAAGACUGUGGAUUGUCUGAAAUUGGUGCAUAGUGUGCAUGUUUCUUUUCUUUUGGCUGGAGAUAACAAAUUUCCAAUUAUAUAUCAAGUUUAUCGUGCACGUGAUGGUAAAAGCUUUGCCACCAGACGAGUUGAUGCAAAACAACACGGCAUUGUCAUUUUCAGUUUAGUUGCUUCAUUUCAGAAAGAAGAAGUAGGCUUUGAACAUCAAGAAGCUUUCAUGCCUAAGGUGCCAGCUCCAGAAGCACUACCAUCAAUGGAAGAGCUACGAGAGAGACGCAUCAGGGAUCUUCGCCUUCCACCAUCUUACCAGAAUAUGGUUACUAAGGAAGUAUUUGUUCCCUGGCCCAUAGAGAUACGAUUUUGCGAACUCUAUCCUUCAAGUCCUCUUCCACCACGUAUGAAUUAUUGGUUUAAAGCAAGAGGAAAGCUUUCUGAUGACCUAGCUUUGCAUAGAUGCGUCAUAGCAUAUGCUUCAGAUUUUAUAUUUGCUGGUGUUAGCAAUUAUCCUCACCGCAAGAAGGAUCAGAAGACAACAACGUUUAGUUUGGAUCAUGCGAUGUGGUUCCAUAGGCCUUUCAGAGCUGACGACUGGUUGCUAUAUGUGAUAGAGAGCCCUAUUGCCUAUGGAGGCCGCGGAUUCUCUUAUGGCCGGAUGUUUAACAGGAAAGGAGAGCUUGUUGUAUCAUUGACUCAAGAGUCUCUUACAAGGAAGUUGAAGCCGAGCAAAGAAGUUCCUAAAUCAAAGCUCUAGAGCUCAUCUGCAGGAUGAUGCUACCAAUCCUUGGACCUUAGUUGCAUGCCCAUUCAUGAGAUACGUGAGCCUAAACAAGGACAGGGUUCUAUAUUUAAACGGAGAAAUGCAAGCUAUUUGAUGUUCAUUUUUAUGGGAGAAAGGGGAGGGAUAUUUUUAUUAUGGGUAAAUCAGAUUUUUUUAUGGUUGACAUUAGUAUAUAUCCUCCCCCAAAAAAGUCUAAUAGUAUAUUUGUCCAGAGGCAUCAAGUAAAGCAUGUGUACUUUAAGGAGAUGCAUCUAAUCGUGUUGAUAGAACCACAA
Molecule: messenger RNA, 1712 nt
Organism: Asparagus officinalis (garden asparagus)
Lineage: Eukaryota; Viridiplantae; Streptophyta; Magnoliopsida; Asparagales; Asparagaceae
Product: acyl-CoA thioesterase 2-like
Exons: 18
Coding region: 142-1410 (422 amino acids)
Biological process (GO): acyl-CoA metabolic process; fatty acid catabolic process
Molecular function (GO): fatty acyl-CoA hydrolase activity
Source: RefSeq, a predicted model, not a curated record